CGCUGUGAAUGCGCAUGCGCCUUCCUCCGCGCUCCGCUAUCCUUGCUCGCUGUACUCAGCCCGACGUUGCUUUCUGUCUAAAACGCACGCGCAGUAGCUGUCAGAGAGCGAGUCUUUGAAGCAUAGCAAAGAAGUGAAAUCCAUUGAGAAUACUCUGUAAAGCAGGUUCUGCUUAGAGAGGAUUUAACAUGUCACUCCGAUUUGGGCAGCAUCUCAUCAAGCCUUCUGUGGUGUUUCUGAAGACAGAGCUAUCAUUUGCACUUGUGAACAGGAAGCCAGUGGUCCCGGGUCAUGUUCUCAUUUGCCCACUCCGUCCUGUGGAACGUUUCCGUGACUUGCACCCUGAAGAAGUGGCUGAUUUAUUCUGUGUGACACAGCGGGUUGGAAAUGUGGUAGAGCAACACUUUGGCGGAACUUCUCUCACCAUUGCAGUUCAGGAUGGUCCCGAAGCCGGGCAGACUGUGAAGCACGUCCAUGUCCACAUACUUCCAAGGAAGAAUGGUGAUUUCAGCAGAAAUGACAAUGUCUAUGAUGAGCUUCAGCAUCAUGACAAAGAGGAUUCCCCCGGCAAGUGGAGAUCUGAGGAAGAAAUGGCAGCAGAAGCCGCAAUCCUCAAGAAGUACUUCCAGUGAAACAGGAGGUAACAAAGCAUCUUCAGUGAAUACAAAAGCAUAAGAAAAUGAGGAAGAAAGGAACAAUUGUUCAUUCUCUGUUGGAUGGAGCAUUGAAGAUUAUAAGAUGGCAGUGAAUGUUACCGUUACUAGAUAAAUUCCAUGGGAUGUGUUAUUGUGUUUUGGUUAAGAUACCCAGAUAAGUCCUAUUCAGAAUGUCCUGAAAUAGUUUGUUCUUCGUGGACAGCUUGGGAGUUAACCUUUAAAAUUGUUCCUUGCUGAAUCUUUGCCUUUAAAAUUGUUCCUUGCUACAGUCCUGUGUUUCCUUGGUCAAAAAUGAAAUAAAGUAUAAAAAUAAA
Molecule: messenger RNA, 970 nt
Organism: Heteronotia binoei (common prickly gecko)
Lineage: Eukaryota; Metazoa; Chordata; Lepidosauria; Squamata; Gekkonidae
Gene: FHIT
Product: fragile histidine triad diadenosine triphosphatase
Exons: 8
Coding region: 189-632 (147 amino acids)
Biological process (GO): negative regulation of proteasomal ubiquitin-dependent protein catabolic process; intrinsic apoptotic signaling pathway by p53 class mediator; purine nucleotide metabolic process
Cellular component (GO): nucleus; cytoplasm; plasma membrane
Molecular function (GO): ubiquitin protein ligase binding; bis(5'-adenosyl)-triphosphatase activity
Source: RefSeq, a predicted model, not a curated record